Messenger RNA from Cuscuta campestris, 782 nucleotides. Lineage: Eukaryota; Viridiplantae; Streptophyta; Magnoliopsida; Solanales; Convolvulaceae. The record is from the annotation of a GenBank genome assembly.
GUUAAUGCAAUUGAUGAAUUCCACCAAACUACCAAAAGGGUGUCUAUAAAUUACAACCCAACCCCAAAUUAAAGAAACAUCUAUAGCAUCGAUCUUAUUUUACUCGGAGGAGAAGAAGAAAAAGAAGAAGAAAAUGGCAGUGAUCUCACGCUCAUCAUCACUUUUAGUGUUGUCCCUAAUGCUCUUCUGCUCCAUGGCGGCGGCGGCGGCGUUAGGCAGGCCAGGCGGGUGGGUGCCGGUGGACCCGAAAAGCGCGGAGGCGGUGGCGGCCGGGAAGUUCGCCGUGGGGGCACACAACAAAGCAGAGAAUGAUAGCUUAAAGUUCGAAGAGGUGAAGAGCGGAGAGGAGCAGGUGGUGGCGGGCAUCAAGUACAGACUCGUCGUUGACGCAAGAGGCGGCGGAGACGGCGGCGUUCGUUCUUACGAGGCUGUCGUGUGGGAUAAACCCUCCCCCAAAUCCUAUCAACUCAUUUCCUUCAAGAAAUUAUAAAAUUAUAUUCGAUCUAUAAUAUAAUUAUAUACUCUAAAGUGUAAUGCAUGCAUGCAUAUAUAUCAUCAGCAUUAUAUGCAUGUAGCCAUCAUGUGAUCGGCAUUUUCUCCUUCAAAUUAAUAAUGAUUUUUUUUCAUAAAAAUAAAUCUUUGAUCUCCGUUGUGGGGUACUUUUAAAUUUAAGUAUCCACCUUUUUAACCACACUUGGUUCAUAUAUUGUAUAUUUAAACUUAAUUUGAAUGAAAUAUUUAGAAAUAUUUGCACUAAAUAGCAUUAAAACUUAAGUCAUUUC